This is a messenger RNA of Oncorhynchus mykiss (rainbow trout), 2466 nucleotides long. The record is from RefSeq and is a predicted model, not a curated record. NCBI's taxonomy places the organism in Eukaryota, Metazoa, Chordata, Actinopteri, Salmoniformes, Salmonidae.
GAGUGUGUUGUUUGAACAGGUAUAAAGCCAAGGUUUGCGAUUUACUGCUACCUGCAGUUAUAGAAUGUUUGCUUAGGAGUAUAAAUCAUUGGCUGAUCUCUCCUGAUGACCUGGAUGGAAUUAUGUGAUCCUUAACCCUUAGGAAGUCUCACUACUUCAAAAUGUGACAGUCUUCAAUGGCACAACCAUGCUAAAACAGGAUUUUGGGCACUAGAGUCUUCUAUACAUCUCAAUGUCCAAAACACACUUUUAUUUGUAUCUUCUAGUUGGUGGUGCAGCAAAACAAAGAUCAUGGAUAUACUAACAAGAUACAUGUCUCUCUGCCCUAACAAUGGGAGUCGUCCACAAAGCGACACGCCGGGCUGUCUAGCUCUCGCCUUUCCUUUCUUUGGAUUAGUGGAUACAUCUCAUUUUUAUAAUCAAUUUUUGAAUAUUCGAUGAGAGUAGCUGACGUCAACGGCCGUAUUCAAUGGAGAGCGACGCUAUGCUACUAGCCUCAUUCCACGAAUACGCAUAGCCAUCUCGAGACAAAACAAAUAUGAAGUGUUUUUUCUCAAAGUUGGCGGGAUGUCACGUGUCCUACCUAUAUCAGUAUGCUCAUAUCAACUUCAACAUUAAAAAACUUAUGUUAGAUCAAAUCUCUCUUCCUCUUUCUCUCUGGUUCUAUUUUAAACCCAAACAGGUUAUAUCUAGAACACAAAAAGGCUUAUUCAAAGAGUUCUCCUAUGGGGACAGCCAAAGAACCCUUUAGGUUCUAAAUAGCACAUAAAAUUGUGUAGCAUCACAUUUCACUUUUUAUUGUAGAUAUUAUCAGAUGUCAUCACACACAAGACAUUUAGCCAGCCUGGCUGUUAAUUUAAUGAAGAAGUGCAACUUUAAAGAGGCUCUUCCCCCUGAGUCACAACCUAUUAAUAGGGUCAGUUCAAAAUUACACAUUUCCUUUAAUUUGCUAAGCCGAGUCCUUGUGAAGAGAUAUGGAGACUGUGUUUGGACUGUUGGUGAUCUUAGCAGGAGUGUCUCAGGGCAUGGAGAGCCCCUGUGAUGCUAGAGAGGAUGGAGCUCAGUGUUAUGGAGCUCUGGGAGGAACUGUCUAUCUCCGGCUGAUCACCAACGCCAGUGGACAUCAGGUUAGAUUUUGGAAGGACCCAACUGGUGCUAAAACAGAGAUACUCACAAUGAGAAGAAACAUGUCGACAACAAAAGGGCCUAUUAAUGGCAGGUCAGAGUUCAUUAUAAACAAGGGGAUAUUCAGGAUAGAUAACACAGCAAGGAAUGAUUCUGACAAAUACUGUGCUGAAACAUUUAAUGCAAAUGGAUCAUUAUCGGGCUCCAGAAGACUGCAACUGUUCAUUGAAGCCCCUGUGACACAGGCUAAGCUGUCCUCUAAGUGUCUGUCUCAUGGAGAGAUGAGGGUAUCCUGCUCCUCUGAGGGGGACAGUCCCCAGUACAGCUGGACUUUGGAUGGACACCCACUGAACAACAAUGACAACUCUUUUGGUGAGAAGACAAACUCCAUCACACUGCAGAAAGGCCUGUCUGGGGAUCUCAACUGCACCAUCAGAAACAAUAUCAGCAGUGUUACUGUCAGCAGGGUAAUCUUACCUUGUCCAGAUAUCAUAGGGAUGGUAGCAGCAUCUCUGGCAGGCGUAGUCCUUGUCCUAGUGAUGAUGUUGGCAGUUUACUGUGUCCAGAAGAAAAAUAAACCUCCAAAGACUUCAGCUACGGAUGACAGCCAGGAUGUGGAAUACGCUGAUGUCAGGAUACAAAAGAAGCAGAUGAGACAGAAGGAGAGGGAGGCGCUGGUGGAGCUGAAGGACAGACAGGUGAAAGUGGCGGGGGGCCCCCAGCAGACGAUGGAGGUGGAGUAUGGACAGAUUAAAACAUUAGAGGGUCCCCGGCGGAAGGUAGACACACCUGAGGAGGAGGACUGUGUGUACGCCAGGGUACAGAGAGGCCAGUGAGCAAGGUACUGUCUAGAUAGAAUAGAAGAGGCUGAGACUUUAAUCACUCGUUGCCUCCCAAUAAUCUCUCCUUUCUCCUAAAGUGUUGACUUGUUCACUUCCCUUCACGUAUCUCAAAGGAAAUGAAUGUUAUAUGGCAACUCCUCGUUGCCCAUGUUUAUACCAAUCCAAUUAUUUUAAAUUUGUGGGGAGUAGUGAAGGAGUGCACACAUCUGGAAGAAGGAGAAAUUAUUGGGACGCAAACCUGAGGCCCAGAGUUGAUUGAUACAGACGACAGCUAUGUCUAAUUAUGUUGUCUUACAGUUACAGUAACAGCUUUGUUUUGCAUGUUCACACUUUAGAACACAUAUUGUCUGUUUCCAAGAAGUGGAUACAUCACUUCAGUUUUUCUUUAUCACGUUUUAACACAAAAACAAACACAAAAAAAAGAAACGGCCCUUUUUCAAAGAUAUUUCGUGAACGUGCCUUAGGCAUGCUGCAAGGAGGCAUCAGGACUGCAGAUGUG